Messenger RNA from Somion occarium, 6373 nucleotides. The record is from the annotation of a GenBank genome assembly. NCBI's taxonomy places the organism in Eukaryota, Fungi, Basidiomycota, Agaricomycetes, Polyporales, Cerrenaceae.
GCUGCGAAAUGUCCCUCCUCGUCCUCUAGAUGCAGGUCUGAGGCCGCUCUCAACACCGCCAGCACCUAAGCCAUCGCUCCAGGUGCUCGACUCAUCAUUCUCCAACUUGUAUCUCUCGUUCUUGCCCGAAACGUCGUCCACAUCUAAUCUCUCCAUCCUGCGCUCCCGCCUUGUCAUCUUGUCUCUCCUUUCCUCUUUCGCUCCUUAGUCUACUUCGCUCAUGUCUGCUCCGCCAUCUCCUCGCAUCGGCCCAUCGUCCAUCGACAAAUCCCGCUCAAAGAGGAGAGAAAGACCCCCUGCGCUCGAGUUUCCAGAUCCAAAGGCUGCUUCCGAUGGAGACGUUCGUUAUGAUCGCAAUCGCGUCCUUGACACACUCCAGCCACGAUUACACGUAUCGCAUGCAGAAGAACCAGCCACAAUAAACCGCGAUCAACUCACAGCGACAGACCAUGAACAACCGCGCUCUCCAUCCGCAACGUCCUCUCUCGAUCCUUAUUAUUUCGGCAUGAGCACCCCGCCAGAGUCUCCUGUUCCGCCUCUGCCAACGAACGCCCUACUACCAAAGACGCCCGACAUGAGCACUCUGCACGACCCUGUUACGCCCGGAAAGGAUCCUGCCUCGAUUGAUCGCCGAGGUUUGGUCGGAGUGGGCGAGUUGGCCACUCCUCGCUGGACGCGGAGCGAACGACAACAUCAUCAUGAGGUAGAUGUGGAUGAGCGAGUAGACGAAGUGGAAGAGGAGGACGACUCGGUACAGGUACCCGCAUCAGGAGAGUACGAAAAAGACAUGCCUGAUAGUCCUUGGACAAUCGAGGCAAUUGACGGCGAAGAUGACGAAGAGAUCGAGGAUUUGGAUGUACCAUUAGUUCCACCAUCCCUUCGCAACAGACAUUCCAUGGCUAGUGAAAGUGGCGGCGAGGAGAUCCUGUAUCCUCGCCAUCCAAAGCUAGUUGACUCUCCUGCGUCAGAGGCUGCGCAAUUCGCGACGCCGGAGAGGAAACCAAUCAAGCUUGCCGAGUCCGCCAGUAUAUCCAGUGAAGUCGUUGGUUCGCCACCAACGUCUUUCGUUUCUCCUACUCACCGUGCGCGAAAAAGAACUUCAGAAGAGUUUGAAAUGGACAAUACUGGUUCUGUCCUCCCGAAAUCGGUGACGGGGACCACGAAUACGCCCAAGGAGAAGGAUAAAACUGCGGUCCGGAGACACAGAAGUUUGGGUGUAGGUAUACCUUCUGCUACAACGCCUCGCGACAAGGCAAAAGAAAGAAGACGUGAUACGCUAUCUGUCAACGUAAAGCAUACGAGACAGACAUCUGCUAGCUCUUCCUCAUCUAAUCAUGGCGAGAAUUUGCACUCGCGUCGCGUGCACACCGCAGACUUUUCUCACCUUCCUCCUUCACCUUCUUCAUCCUCUAUCCAGCAGUUCUUGCGCCACAGAGAUUCCAACGGUAAUAAUGCGUCUGCUCUGCAUACCUCCCCACGAGACUCUCAACAACCGCAGGCAGCCAGCGUCGCCCAUUCGCUCUUGCGCGGCACGCAGGAAGGCUGGUCUGAUCUUGACGACCAAGCUACAGCUGAAGCUUUGCGCAAACUCGACGGCUUGACCGGAAGAAGCGCACGCGCACGUUCCAGUAUCGGUGGACAUAGUAGAGUCGGGAGUUCGAGCCGACCUGGGACGCCCGUUAAGAACUCUACGACUCGCGAAGCAAUUGUGUCAACUCCGGAUAGCACGCAAAAUCGUCGUGCAAGUCGACGCAUCAGUGCACACGCUAGUUUGGUUGGUAAGGAGAAGGGAAAAGACUUCCCAAGUGUGUCGCAGAAGUACGCUGGAUUGGGCAUUGCCGAAGAUCAAAUCGAUGGUGAACAAGCUACUGCUUCCGUCACUGCCUCUGCGAGUGGUGAAACUCAUUCAUCAAGCUCGCCGUCAUUCGAGAAGACCACGAAAAAGACUGGGAGCGCCAGCGCGCGAUCUAGCUUCACCCCGAAGCGCAGCUCUGGUGGAUCUACUACUUAUACGAGCACGCCCACUACCAGCUCACGGGACUCUGCUUCUUUGUCUAAUGCUACCAGUGUUACCUCUGUUUCUGCGCAGUCACACAGACAAUCCCUGAGCAAGAAUAGGAGGAAUAGUGCUGGAAGUGACAUCUCCAGCAUCUCCACCGAUGCUGCCAAUAUCCGGGACCGUGCUGCUGCCAUCGCUUCUACCGACGCGACCGAGGAUAACAUUGUUCCGCCUGUACCACCAUUGCCUAAAGACAUAUCCUCGUACAAGCCUCCAUCUACAGCAGGUAGUGUUCAACUGACCGUCACCGAGCCCAGUGAAGACAAGGAGAAUGAGAAACAGAAAGACUCGGACAGAGAGCAGAAGCCACGCGAGAAUACUAGUCGCGAUCGUGUUGUGCCCACGUUGGAACCAGUCGCAUUUCCGCACACGCCUUCCAAGCAGCGCUCGCUUUCUGUGCACCAACCUUCAACGCCGACAUCCUCAACGACUCCUCACAAGACGCCUUCGAAGAAAUGGAGCUUCUCGAACGCACUUGGCAAGCUUUCCAAAUCUCCAUCGAUUUCUUCUAUGAAUGUGGAUGCGGCGUCACCUAGGUCAUCUCGGGCUCUCUCCUUUGGACAAAGUCUGCGCAAGUCAAGUUCGAAGGAUCAGCCGCUUUCCCCUGUUGUUCCUACGGCGUCCAAACGGAGUAGCGAGGAUUGGUCGCCUAUUAAUGUUGAUGCUAUGGCAUCUGCUUCGUCAUUAGCCUCGAUGUCGUCUAUUGGAUCUGUCAAAGGCCCGAUCUCGCCACCGGCUUCUGCACCUCCGCCCAUUACGACGUCCAAGACUCCCGAACGUUUUGUUCCCAGUCGUUCAGAGACUGCAUCGAGCGCAAGUACUAACUUGACAGCUUCAGCGCCGAUCUACAGUCAACCCCUUAGCCCUGCUUCUUCUGUCCGACGAGGCCCGUCGACUAAACGGCUCACUCCGUCAUCGAUCCCAUUCUUCCGACGUUCGUCAUCCCAAUCGAUGCAGCAUCCUCCAAACAGCGCAAACUCGUCUUCUCUUUCACCUACAAACUUGGCGGGACCCAAUCAGCAUUCUCAUGGCACGCACCUUCGUGCCUAUCCUAGUCGUUCCCCUCCAAAGGAUGUUGGAAACGUUUCGUCCUCUUCGGUUUCAGUGCCUGGAUCUGUUCAGAAGAAGUCGGUACUUAGUCUUGGUCUUCCUUCAUUACUAAAGGGUUCCAGCUCCAGGAGAAGUUUACACUCAGACAAGGAGAAGAGCGACGCGAAACACGGUAGGGAUCCACUCUCAAGAGACAAGGACAAGUCGAAGAAAGACGAAAGAGAUCGUAGCGAGAGUAGGAUAUCAGUCUUGAUGGGGCGGAAGAGAGGCAAGACUGUGUCUUCUGCUCAGCCGAAAAAGCCUGCGGAACCUGUGGCCUUACCUCCCAUGCAGAUCUCUGCUCUGCCACCAGUCACGGCCCAGAGGGUCGCCAGUCUCAAAUCCGGCUCAUCGUCUUCGCUCUCGUCGAAUCAGAGCAUGCCCAAGGCGUCGUCGUCGCGCGUUACUGCUCAGACUGUGAGCUCAAUGCAGAAGCAGUCUGACUCGUCGCUACGAAGUCGACAUCAGCUACCCACCAUUGCAGGUUCUCCCAGUGUUGGCUCGAUUUCACAUGGUAGUAUGCGAGAACCGAAGGACGCCCCUCCGUCGUCAUCGCUGAACGUAUCGUCUGCCCUGUCAAAGGAGACGCCUACGAAGAUACCUCGUAUUUCUAGUCGGUCCUCGGCAACGAACUCGCCCACUCUGAAGAGCAACCGCCGAACGAGUACGCUCAUUGGAUCGAGCUCUGGGAUUCCUACGUCUCGUGACGCCUCGCCUGCUGCGACGAACGAGCCAAUGAACGAAUUCGGCGUCCUUGAGAAUGGCACUGGUGCCGCAGCGUCAAAGGCAGGUGCUACGUCCAGUCAGCGACAUUCCGUACGGGCUUCUCCUUCUACGACAGCUUCUCGUGUUCCUCGUCAAGUUUCUAAUUCUUCUUCUGCUACUCUCAACGGAGGUGUAACCCGCAAGAGCAAUCGCGAGUCGAUCUCAUUCAGUGGGUUACGCAAGUCAUCGACUGGCUCGGUGGCCUCUAUUUCCGUCAACCCUCCUCCUGAAACGCAGACACAGUCUAGUCAUCGGUUCUCUGCUCUGUCGCCAUCAAAGGGAUUGAAGCUCUUGAGUCCAAAGAUGUCUCUGCCGACUGCACGCGGGGCAAGUUCUUCAUCACAAAGUCUUAGUCAGGCUAUGGCGUCCCCGUCUUCAAGCCGACAAUCGUUGUCAACACCUUCUCCUGCUCCUAGCCCCAUUGACGAAGAAGAGAUGCUUGGUGACGAGGAAAUGAUGCAAUAUAUCAGGAGACAACAAGCCAAGAAGCUUGCUAACGGUGUGAGCCAGCAUGAAUUGGACGAAAUGUUACGUUUCCCAGAACCCAUCCGUCCGGUUUCUCCCCUGUCUCCAGCCGCUAUAUUCAAGAGCUCUCAGGCCAAGUACCUUUCGGAGUACGAAUGCAAGGAGAUCCAGGAAUAUCAGUCAGUGUACUAUAUUGGGGCGAACAGCAAGAAGAACUUGGCCACCCUAGACAACUCGACAAACAACCAUGGCUACGACGAUGAGCGAGGCGACUAUCUGGUCGUCCCCCACGAUCAUUUGGCAUUCCGUUAUGAGGUGAUCGACACCCUUGGCAAGGGCUCGUUCGGUCAAGUCUUGCAUUGUCGUGAUCAUUGCACCGGAGAGUCUGUCGCCAUCAAGAUCAUUCGCAACAAGAAGAGGUUCCAUCAUCAGGCUCUCGUUGAGAUCAAGAUACUCGACAGCUUGCGCAAAUGGGAUCAGGAAGAGAAACACCAUGUCAUCAAGAUGACUGAACACUUUUACUUCCGUGGCCAUCUUUGCAUUGCAAUGGAGCUUCUGAGCAUCAACUUGUACGAACUGAUCAAGGCGAACGGAUUCGUUGGAUUUACAACAGCUCUUAUCCGCCGGUUCACGAGUCAGAUGCUCCAAUCGCUGGCUCUGAUGAGACAUCAUAGGAUUGUGCAUUGUGACUUGAAGCCUGAGAACGUUCUCCUGCGGCAUCCAGCGAAGAGUGCGAUCAAGGUCAUUGACUUUGGCAGUAGUUGUUUCGAGCAUGAGAAGAUCUAUACGUACAUCCAAAGUCGUUUCUACCGGUCACCGGAAGUUAUUCUAGGCAUGAACUACCACAUGGCGAUCGACAUGUGGAGUUUAGGUUGCAUCCUUGCGGAACUUUAUACCGGCUUUCCCAUCUUCCCUGGCGAGAACGAACAAGAGCAGCUCUCGUGCAUCAUGGAAGUUCUCGGUGUUCCAGACAAGGAGUUCAUCAAUCGAAGCUCACGGAAACGACUGUUCUUCGAUACAACUGGGGCUCCCCGACCGGUUGUGAACUCUAAAGGUAGACGAAGGCGCCCCGGCACCAAGUCCCUUGCUCAAGUCCUCCGAUGUGACGAUGAGCUCUUCCUUGAUUUCAUCUCCAAGUGUCUGGUGUGGGACCCGGAGCGACGGAUGAAGCCACAGGCUGCCUUGCGGCAUCCAUUCGUCACAUCUGGUAAAAAGCCUGCGAAAGUUUCGAGCCCUACUCCGAGCAGUACUGCAAAGUCGUUACUGCAGUCUACGACUUCCAGCUUCACCAGCAGCCGGAGCAGCAAGCAGAUUCUUGAGACCCCCAAGAAGUCACUUAUUAGUGCUCCGACGCCGCUCACUGCUCGAACUACACGUCUUGGGACAGGCGCUAUUCCUACGACCCCGAGCACUUCGAACACUGCUCAUAUAUCACUUGGCUCUGGCUCGCGAUCAUAUAGAUCUUCACAGGCUCAGCCGGCCUCAUAUCAUUCUAGCAGAUCCUUGGUACGUGAACUCUUCAAGUCACAACUGGGAAGACGUCCUAACCUUCCUCCCACAUCGUACAGGCCGCAAAGUAACGACAUCAACUGACGAACUCCGCACUACUAUUUAUCUUAUAUCCUCGGGCAAAUGACGAUGCUCUCGACACGCUAGCGAGUCUCCUAUUCCUCACGUCCAGAUAGUUAGUUGUCGCAUACCCCUGUUCCCAAGUGUAUUUCACUCGGCUGCGGAACAGCCGCUACUUGAUUUGCUCUCUUCUUUUCUGUGCAUGAUUAGUUGUUUUAUCUUCUCGUUCUUUCGUUGCUGGUUGUUUUUGUCUUUUCUUGCACAUCACUUUCACGAUCGCAUUCAUCAGCGUCCCUCUGCAAAGCUUACAGUAAUGCCAUUACACAUAUCUCUCUCGGAAUAGAUACCAGUGCGGGAUGGGUCUGCCUGUUGUAAGUUACUCUAAUGCUGACUGUCUGAUAACAACCUGUCAACCGAUCUCGAUAU